Messenger RNA from Pipistrellus kuhlii (Kuhl's pipistrelle), 1525 nucleotides. RefSeq names its product macrophage receptor with collagenous structure (gene MARCO). Bases 48 to 1499 code for a protein of 483 amino acids. The transcript has 16 exons. The record is from RefSeq and is a predicted model, not a curated record. Gene Ontology annotation, cellular component: membrane. NCBI's taxonomy places the organism in Eukaryota, Metazoa, Chordata, Mammalia, Chiroptera, Vespertilionidae.
UUCAUUUCUGCUGGCUCUAGGACUUUGACCCUCUAUAAAGCUUAGCGAUGGAACAGAAGGAAAUUCUCAAGGAGGAAGAGUGCCCAGCUAGCACUGGAGAAGCAGCUGCUCUGGACCAAACUAUGUUCUCUACGAUGGAUGCCUUUGAAAUCACUGAUCCAAAGCCCUACAAGAGAAAAGGGAUGAAGUGCUUCAUGGUCAUAGUGGUCACCUACCUGAUUCUGCUCUCCGCGGGCACCGGGCUGCUGCUGCUGAAAGUUCUGUAUCUGCAGGAGCACCUCAGGGCCCUGGAGAUGCACUUUGACAACGGAACGCUGGCCGCUGAGGAGAGCCCGUCCUUCGCCAAACUCUGGUCGCCGCACAGCCCUCCGCUGCCUGCGGGGGCUACGAGGCUGCAGGUGCUGCAGGCCCAGCUCAGCCAGGUCUGCGCCCAGCAGGAGCAGCUGAUGCAGCAGGUGGACAACUUCACCCGGAGCCCAGAGCUCCUCAGGACCAAAGGCGAACGUGGCGCUCAAGGACCCCCAGGACCCCCAGGCCUGCCAGGAGUCAAGGGAGAGGCGGGUCUCCAAGGACCGCAGGGUGCUCCAGGGAAGCCAGGAGCCACUGGCACCCCAGGACAGAAGGGCAGCAAAGGCGAUGGGGGUCUCACUGGCCCCAAAGGGGAUGCUGGUGCUAGGGGAGACAAAGGAGACCCCGGCCUCCCAGGAAGCAAGGGGAGCAUGGGCGUGAAAGGAGACAUGGGGGUCAUGGGGCCCCCCGGAGCCCAGGGCAGUAAAGGGGAUGCUGGGAAGCCAGGCUCUCCAGGUGUGGCUGGAAUUCCUGGAAUCAAAGGAGACCAAGGACCGCCUGGAGCAGAGGGUCCUCGAGGCCCUCAGGGUGCAGCAGGAUCCCCAGGUGCCAAGGGUGAGCCUGGCAGUGCUGGCGCCACUGGGCUAACAGGACCACCAGGGAGACCAGGGAGUCCAGGACCCAACGGCAUGAAAGGAAGCAAAGGAGACACAGGACUUCAAGGACAGAAAGGAACAAAAGGAGAAUCAGGAAUUCCAGGCCCCGCAGGCAUGAAGGGAGACAGGGGAAGCCCAGGCCUGGUGGGCUCCAAGGGUGCAACUGGACCAGCCGGCCAGAAGGGGGACCCAGGAAUGAAAGGGUCUACCGGGCUGCAAGGAGUAAAGGGAGAAAAGGGUCAGAAAGGCGAAUCCCUGGCAGCCGUCAGGAUUGUGGGCUCUGCGAAAAGAGGCCGGGCCGAAGUUUUCUAUAACAACGCCUGGGGGACAAUUUGUGAUGAUGGCUGGGACAAUGCGGAUGCCACCGUCUUUUGCCGCAUGCUGGGCUACUCUGUGGGAAAGGCCCUUUUCAAUAUAGGCCCUGGCUCUGGGUCCAUCUGGCUGGACGACUUGGCCUGUCGAGGGACAGAGUCGACCCUGUGGAACUGCAACAAGAGUAACUGGGGCUCUCACAACUGCAACCACAGCGAGGAUGCGGGGGUGGAGUGCAGCUGACCUGCAGGCCUCCGGCUGCCCCCUCC